UACAAAAAUCCAACUGGAAACGUUAUCAAUAUCACACUCUCUUCCACCCAAUCAGAUUUCACAAUGAUUGAAUAUCAAAAAAAAAAAUUGCCUAUAAAAAUGGUCAAAUAUUCCCCUUUCCUUCACAUUCUAUGUUUCAACCUCAACACACACAAAAACAAUAAUCUACACAUUUCUUUUCCUUUUUUGAAACCUUAUUUUUCAAUGGCUUCCACCAAGCUUAAUGCACUAAUUAUAUUAUUUUCUCUCCUUGCUUACUCAACAUUCUCACAUGCUUGUGGUACAUGCAAACCAACUCCAACACCUAAGCCUAAGCCUAAGCCUACUCCUUCAACAUCAAAAAAAUGUCCUAGUGACACAUUAAAGCUAGGUGUUUGUGCUGAUGUUUUAGGACUUGUUAAUGUUGUUGUUGGAAGUCCUGCUUCAAGCAAAUGUUGUGCAUUGCUUCAAGGUUUGGUUGAUUUGGAUGCAGCACUUUGUCUUUGUACUGCUAUUAAGGCGAAUAUUCUUGGUAUCAACUUGAAUGUUCCUGUCACACUAAGUCUCUUGCUUAGUGCUUGCGAAAAAUCUGUUCCUUCUGGUUUCCAAUGUCCUUAGAAUUUCAUGUCAAAAAGGUUCAAGCCAUGUUAGCUUGUACUACUUAAUUAUAUUGUUGUUUUUAUUGUAGCGAUUGCUUAUUUAUAUGAUUGGAAUUCGAAUGACUUUAACGAAAUCUUAGUGACACCGUGAUUUUAUAUGGAAGUUUCAAAAUGUAAUGCUUUUUUUAAAAAAUCACAGCGUGUUAUUGAGAUUUUGCUAAACUCACCGCCAAUCAAGAAAUGUACUAUAAUUCUUGUGUGGGAUGUGUGCAUUUUAAUAAUGAGGUAAGCUUGUUUGCCUUAUUUGGGGAACUUUGAUUUGAUGAAUGUGCUUGUUAUACUUAAAUGUAUUUGAAUUAUUGUAAUAAUUUUUAUUGAAUUUAUUGGAUAUUUGGAGAUGUGA
Trifolium pratense (red clover) is the source of this 981-nucleotide messenger RNA. Its product is annotated as 14 kDa proline-rich protein DC2.15-like. NCBI's taxonomy places the organism in Eukaryota, Viridiplantae, Streptophyta, Magnoliopsida, Fabales, Fabaceae. Bases 64 to 597 code for a protein of 177 amino acids. The record is from RefSeq and is a predicted model, not a curated record. The transcript has a single exon.